AUGGAGGCUGCACCAUCACUGUUGCAGCUUUGCGUCCAAAAGCUUGCGCAGAGCCUCAUCAAGCAUGGGCCGAAACGGGUGCGCUACACCACCCUCUCAGCGCUGCCUCGCCGGGCCUUAGAGGCGCUCCUGGACAUCCUUGUGGCCAAGAAUGCGUUGAAUGACAACGUGCUGCCAUAUGCCCUGACGCGGCAGACUCAAAAACUGGGACUUGAAGGUGCAGCUCAGCUGCGCCGGUGUGUCCUGAGCACCAUUGGGCGAUCCUGCCCCAACCUUUGUGUGCUGGAUGUGAGGACAUGUCAGCAGGUCGACAAUAAAAUCGUCCGAGAUGUCCUUCAACAUUGCGAGCGGUUGGAGAUUCUGCGGCUGGAUGGGUGCCCUCGCAUUUCAGACAGUGCGUUCGCACCAGCCCUGUGGAAGCCUCCGCUGGCCGGCUUGCUGGGGCUCCGGGAGCUUUCUGUUGGAAAAUGCGGUCAAAUCACGGCUGAGGGCCUCAUGGGCUACGUGUUCAAAGGAGCACCAUACCUGAGGACCCUUGGUCUUGCGUACUGUCACGGUACGGUCACUGACGAGGUGGCUUCCGAGCUUCUCUUUCAGUUCGGCUUGCAAGCGCUGGAUUUAUCGUUCUGCUCGCAGCUUUCGGACCUUCCAUUCGAGGCUCAGCCCAAUUCCCUGCUUCGCGAACUACGCUUGUCGAGUACAAAUGUCAGUGACCGGGGCCUUGAAAGCAUCGCAAAGCGAGCACCUCAGCUCGAGGUUGUCGAUGUUGGGCAGUGCCGGCUUGUUUCUGGGUCACCGCUCUUAACUAAGACUUAG
Messenger RNA from Symbiodinium natans, 816 nucleotides. Lineage: Eukaryota; Dinophyceae; Suessiales; Symbiodiniaceae. The record is from the annotation of a GenBank genome assembly.